Messenger RNA from Mycena indigotica, 636 nucleotides. RefSeq names its product Cyclic phosphodiesterase. The transcript has 2 exons. Gene Ontology annotation, biological process: cyclic nucleotide metabolic process. Gene Ontology annotation, molecular function: 2',3'-cyclic-nucleotide 3'-phosphodiesterase activity. NCBI's taxonomy places the organism in Eukaryota, Fungi, Basidiomycota, Agaricomycetes, Agaricales, Mycenaceae. The record is from RefSeq and is a predicted model, not a curated record. Bases 19 to 636 code for a protein of 205 amino acids.
GUGACUUCUCUGUGGCCGAUGGGUCUAACACUGUGGCUCGUUCCCAAUGAAACCGAGGCCCAGAAACUCGAAGCAAUCAUGGCUAUCCGCCCUCAGGCUGGGACACUUAUAAACACCAGCGAAGCUUCCUACCCUCGCUUUGAUCCCCAUGUCACACUGGCAGCGCUGCCUAGAGAUCCAGAGCCGACUCUUGAAGGGAUUCAACUUGCCCUUCCGGUUCUUUCCGCUCCGCUGAACGUUGUAUUUGACUCCAUCGAGAUCGGCGACCAUUACUUCCGCUCAGUCUAUGCUGCUGUUCGACCAAGCCCCGAUCUCCUUGCGCUACAUGGACAUAUCCAUCAGCACCUUAACAUUUCUAGCCCUCGCACGCCAAAAUUCCCCCAUCUCUCCCUGUGCUAUAUCACAGAUGACCAUGCGGCCACUGGAGAACGGACAAGGUACUACGACGCUUUAUCGACGAGGACCAGAACGGUAGACGAUAGAGUAAGAAUUGACUGUAGUCGAGAUAAGCCAGCCGAAGAGGCUCAGGAUUGGCUAGCUGGACUGCAGAUGGUGGAAAUCUGGGUUGUUCGGUGCGAUGGACCGGUCGAAACAUGGGUGAUCGAGAAAAAAAUUCCAUUGCAAAUUGAAUCCUAG